GUCACUCUGAACCCGGAACUUCCGGUCCUGUCGUCGCGCGAGCUUGCCGGUGGCGUUGGGCCGCUGAGGGAGGCGGCGGAGGCGUCCGGGCCGCGGGCUGAGAGUCUUGUGCUCGUCACGCAGGAGCUGGUCCGGAGCGAGCGAUGGAGUACAUGGCAGAGUCGGUCGAUCGCAGCCCCGGACACAUCUUGUGCUGUGAGUGUGGCGUUCCAAUUAGCCCAAAUCCUGCCAAUGUUUGUGUAGCCUGUUUGCGAAGUAAAGUUGACAUCAGCCAAGGUGUUCCAAAGCAGGUCUCCAUUUCUUUCUGCAAACAGUGUCAAAGAUAUUUCCAGCCACCUGCGUCGUGGGUACAGUGUGCUUUAGAAUCCAGGGAGCUUCUUGCCUUGUGCUUGAAAAAAAUCAAAGCACCUCUGAGUAAGGUUCGACUUGUUGACGCAGGCUUUGUUUGGACUGAGCCCCAUUCCAAGAGGCUUAAAGUUAAAUUGACAAUUCAGAAAGAGGUGAUGAAUGGUGCUAUCCUGCAGCAGGUGUUUGUGGUGGACUAUGUUGUUCAGUCCCAGAUGUGUGGAGAUUGCCAUAGAGUGGAAGCUAAGGAUUUCUGGAAGGCUGUGAUUCAAGUCAGGCAGAAGACUCUGCACAAGAAAACAUUCUACUAUCUGGAACAGUUGAUUCUGAAAUAUGGAAUGCAUCAGAAUACGCUGCGUAUCAAAGAGAUUCAUGAUGGUCUGGAUUUCUACUAUUCUUCAAAACAACAUGCUCAGAAGAUGGUGGAGUUUCUUCAGGGUACGGUUCCCUGUAGAUGCAAAGCAUCACAAAGAUUGAUCUCCCAAGAUAUUCAUAGUAACACAUACAAUUACAAGAGCACUUUUUCUGUGGAAAUUGUUCCAAUAUGCAAGGAUAAUGUUGUCUGCCUGUCACCAAAAUUGGCACAGAGUCUUGGAAAUAUGAACCAGAUAUGUAUUUGUAUUCGAGUAACUAGUGCCAUCCAUCUCAUAGACCCAAAUACCCUACAAGUUGCAGAUAUUGAUGGAAACACAUUCUGGAGUCAUCCUUUCAAUAGUUUAUGCCAUCCUAAACAGCUCGAAGAGUUUAUUGUGAUGGAAUGCAGCAUAGUCAGAGAUCUGAAACGAAGUGCGGGGGCUGGAGUCAUAUCAAAAAAGCACACUCUUGGAGAAGUCUGGAUCCAGAAGACAUCUGAAAUGAAUACAGAUAAACAGUAUUUUUGUCGAACUCACUUGGGACAUCUUUUAAAUCCUGGAGACCUUGUGCUGGGAUUUGAUUUGGCCAACUGUAAUUUAAAUGAUGAGCAUGUCAACAAAAUGAACUCAGAUAGAGUUCCAGAUGUGGUGUUAAUUAAGAAGAGCUAUGACCGAACCAAACGCCAGCGCCGUAGAAACUGGAAACUGAAAGAGCUUGCAAGAGACAGGGAAGACAUGGACACGGAUGAUGAAAGGCAAUAUCAAGAUUUCCUUGAAGAUCUUGAAGAAGAUGAGGCAAUUAGAAAAAAUGUCAACAUUUACAGAGAUCCCACCAUCCCUGUGGAAAGUGACACAGAUGAUGAAGGAGCCCCUCGAGUUAGUCUGGCUGAGAUGCUUGAAGACCUUCAUAUUUCUCAAGAUGCCACUGGCGAAGAGGGCGCAUCAAUGAUGUCAUGAGUCAUGUUAUAUGCUAUUUGCAUAUCUGUGACCUCAGGAAGUCAGCAAAAUGACCUUAUCCUAUAGUACAUUCAUUUCUUAUAUUUUGAGAGAAGUUUGGCCUUAAACUUGAAUAAAUGACUAUUUUGAUUGUUUACUUAAAGUAUUGAAAAGGUUUCAUAAUUUGAUAGUUAGAAAUAAGACAUGAUGGAAUAUAGUUAUUACUGAUAUUUAGGCCAUCUUAUUCAGUUUUAUCAGAGGAAUUGUAGCUUUACUACUUUAGUGUUGGAUUCAAAUGACAAAGUUAGGAUUCUGUGGAUAUCAACCAAAUAUUAGAACAUAAACCAACAUCCUACAUUUGUUUUAUAUUGAUUGCUUUAUGAACCUAUAAAAAUACAUAUGAAUCACUUUUGAUAUUAACUCAAGCACUUUGGUCCACUUUAAAUCAUUUUUAUAUUCUUUGGGUAGGGAAAUGAAAGUUCUGUUUAUCACUGGACAGUUGGGAAGGUAAUCAUUUUAUUUCUAUAUAGAAUUAAUGUCCUUGCUCCUUUUCUCCCUUCCUGGGAGUAAGCUCAAGGCCUUAUGCUUGCAAUGUUGGUGUCCUAUCAUCGAGCUACAACUUUAGCUAUACAAAAAAACUUUUAACUGACAGUUAUUUUAAUUUUUAUUUCAAUAGAAUGUAUUUUAAAUAUAAAUAAAUAGGCUAGUUUUAUAGCUUAAAUAGCAGUUUGUUUUGUAUUGAUUCUACCUUGGACAGCAUUUUAGGGUGAUAGCUUGCUUACAUUAUAAAAAUACCUGCCCAUUUUAUCAAGGAUAUGGUUUUUAAAUUUGGGGUUUCAAGUUGAAAAGGAAGACUUUUUCUGUAAGUUUCUGUCAUUGAACAUAGCACACCACCAUCAGCAAGAAUGUGAUUGUAGAUGAUGGAAUAGGAAAAUCUUUUAUAAAACCAAGAAUAAUGCCUUCCAUAUUCUGAAAGAAGAGUGUUGGCUUGGGUUUAAACAUUUCGAAAAUGAAGUUUUAUUACCUUGUUCCUAUAAGCUAAACACACUUUACUGAAUGCUCUUUACUUAGUCUGUAUAUACCAUUAAAUGUGCACAUGGAACCAAGUACUCAGUGCAACACGGUCUCUUAAGACUCAACUCCCUGGUUUUUGAAGUUAGGAAUAAAGGCACAGACGUCCUGCAA
Molecule: messenger RNA, 2819 nt
Organism: Mesocricetus auratus (golden hamster)
Lineage: Eukaryota; Metazoa; Chordata; Mammalia; Rodentia; Cricetidae
Gene: Nmd3
Product: NMD3 ribosome export adaptor
Exons: 16
Coding region: 144-1655 (503 amino acids)
Biological process (GO): ribosomal large subunit export from nucleus
Cellular component (GO): cytoplasm; nucleus
Molecular function (GO): ribosomal large subunit binding
Source: RefSeq, a predicted model, not a curated record